UCCGCAUGCGCUUUAUUCCUAAAAAUUCAUCAGCCAUAUUGGUGUGUUUUAUCGCUGCUCUUAAUUAUUUCAAAGAUCACAAAGCAAAUAGUACAUCAUGACGGAUUCUAUGAAGUUUGGUCCUGAAUGGUUGCGUAAUCUCUCAGGAGAAAAUUCGAAUAGUAGUGGUACUAGUGGAAGUACCUCGACUUUAAGUACUCCACGAUAUCAAUUAGCGGAGCAUAGAUAUGGAAGAGAAGAGAUGCUGGCUUUAUUUGACCGUAAUUAUAAACCACCUGAGCCAUUGGCAACAUUUUCAACAUUAUACGUUGACAAACCUCAACUUCCAUUGGCUCUUAUACAAAUGACAGAAGAUGAAACGCGUUUAUGGAAUGGAGGUGUGACUAAUAUUGGAAGCCGUGGAAGAGGUGGAAGUGUAGAUCGUGGAGGGAGAAGUAGAAAUGGAAGAGGCGGUUUAUAUUCUCAUUAUUCCAGAGCAGUUGGUUUUGAGGAUCCUAGUGAAGUAAUUCGCAUUGAUUCAGGCCAAUCUUUUCAAGCAAGAAAUCGACCAUUUGAAAGAUCUCAAAGUGAACGGGGCUGGUCAGAAAGAAAUGGAUCCUCGGAUCCAAUUGAAUGGAAUGGUUCUACUAGUCCUAGAAAAGAAUUAUCUCGUGGAAUUAGUGGAAGUUCUCUUAUGGAAAGUAAUUGGCGACGAUAUAGAAAUGGUGGAGAAGAUGAUGAUGGUUGGCGUAAGUGGGGUAGAAAUAGUUGGCGCGAAGGAGGUAGUAUAGAUAGGGACAGGUUGGAUAGAAAUGAAGGUGAUAACGAAGAAAAUCGAAGUGUUGGUGGGCGAUGGGAAUUCCGUGGGAAUCAUAGAUCUCCUCACGAAACGAACCAUCUUCCUCCACCUCGUACGGCACGUACAUGGGAAUCUAAUCAUCAUGAUAAUCAUGAUAAUCUUCCAGAAUGGGCGACUGAAAAUCCUAGCGAAAGCGGAGGGCGAUUUGAUGCUUCAGGAGCAUUUCAUGGAGGAAUGUAUUCCGAUGAUGACGAUGAAGGAAUUAUUAGCAUAAGAAAUUCUCAAGAGUUAAGGACUCGACGUGUUUCUGAAGGAAAUGCUUCUAGUACAUCAAAGUCUAAUAACAAAUCUAUAUCAUAUGGCACAGGCCAGGGACAAGUAGAAAAUCGUCACAUAAAUGAUUCAACUGGUACAAAGCAUAGAGAAAAAUCCAAAUCUGUUCGUUUAAUAGAAGAAAAAGACAACACUACAGAAAGAGACGUUUGCAAUUCUCCAAAUAAAGCAGUUCUUUCAACAUCUAGCAAUACUUCAGCAAAAAGUUUAUCAUCUACAUCUUCAUCUGCUUCUCUUACUAUGCCAUUAGUGACAAAUGUAAAUACUAAUAAUAUUGAAAGCGAUAAAACUCCAUCAAAUGAUACAGAUAAUAAAUGCUCAAGUGUGAUGCAUGACAGAGGAACUGCAGAAUUAGCGGUUGAUAAGGAUAUAUUAGCGUCUACUGCGAAUAAACAGUUAUCGGUACAAGCAGAAUCACAAAAGGUUGCGCACGAAACAGUAAUAGAUAAUGUAAAAAAAUCAGAAGAUGAUUUAGAUAGAAUGAAGGAAAAAGCUGAUGCUCUGGUAGCCACAUUGAUGGCUGAUGAAGAAAGCCACAGAGAAAAAGCGGCAACUAUAUCUCCAUCUAUGAGCAAUCAACAAACAUCUUCGAACGUGCAAGAGAAAUGGUUUUAUCGUGAUCCACAAGGUGAAGUACAGGGUCCAUUUUUAGCAAGUGAAAUGGCAGAAUGGUGCAAGGCCGGAUACUUUACUGCUGGGUUAAUGGUAAGAAGGACUUGCGAUGAAAGAUAUACUACUUUAGGGGAGUUAAUGAAAAUUUGUGGGAGAGUGCCAUUUAUUCCAGGACCCUCCAUUCCUCCCUUAAAGUUGUCUGAACCAGUAAUACCAUCUGUUCCUAGUACAGUACCUGCUGGUAUAGCUGCUACUACUUUACCUAAAUCUGGAAUAGAAGAUCCUUUACUUUUACUUCAAUAUCAACAUAUGCGUUUGUUACAAAAUCAACAAUUAUUAUUAAGACAAAUGAGAACAUCAGCUAUAGCUAAACUUUCCCAAUCUGAACAUUGGGCAACUCUAAGUCCUAUUGAACAGAACCAAUUAAUACUCCAAUAUGUUAUUCAGGAUUCUGAAAUACCAGAUAUGCCAAUUUCUGCUAAUCCAUUUGUGCCUCAUCUUACACCAUCACCGUCAAAUCCUGUUAUACAAUUAUUUAAUCAAAUGCAACAGCAGGCAAAGAUACAGCCCGAACCUCAUCUACCAUCUAAUUCACAAGCCAGUGCUACAGGACAUCCGGGCCAGAUUGAUCCUAUACAACAACUUAUUCAACAAAUGGGCGGCAUUCAAAACGUACCUACAAUUUCACAACCAAAUUUAAAUUCUACUUCGUCUCAAGAAGAUAAUCCUAUAAAAUCAUUGUUACGACAACUUAAUGUUAAUGCAACUGGACAUCCGCAAACAUCUCAUAUUGAUACUGUUUGGCCACAUUCACCUCCACAAAUAACUCCGCAAUUUAAUGCUCAAAAUUGGUUAACACAGGUGGGACCUAUACCUGCAGUACCGCCUGGUCAAUUACCUACUACACUAUGGAAUUUACAUACUAAAGAAAUAAAAACGGAACAGCAAAUAUUAGAAGAACAGAAUCUUAAGUUGCAAGAACAAAGAAAGAAAGAAGAAUUGAGAAAACAAGAAGAAUUACAAAGACAAGCUGAAAAAGAGAAAGCUAAAAGAAAGCAGGAAGAAGAAUUAGUUAGACAAGCAGAAGAGGCAAAACGAAAAGAAGAAGAGGAAAGGAAAAAAAAGGAAGAGGAAAAGAAACGUAAAGAAGAAGAAAAGCGGAAACAAGAAGAAGAACUAAAGAAAAAGGAAGAAAAAAAACGUAAAGAAGAAGAGAAGAAGAAAAGAGAGGAAGAAAAACGAAAACAAGAAGAGGAAAAUAUUAAAAGGAAGCAAGAAGAAGAAAAAAGAAAACGAGAUGAGAUUAAAAAGCAAGAAGAAAAAUAUAAGAAAGAAGAAGAGAAAAAGAAAAAAUUAGAAGAGGAACAAAAAAAACAAGAAGAAGAAAGAAUCAAGAAAGAAGCAGAAGCACGCAAGUUGCUCGAAGCUGAAGAACAGGCACGACGUACUGAACAAAGGCGUCGAGAAGCAGAAGCGCUUCGUAAACUUCAAGAAAGAAGUAAAGCACCGUGGGCUCAGGCACCUCGUACGCCUGCUCCUACAACUCAUGCUUCACUCGCAGAAAUUCAGAGGCUAGAACGAGAGAAAAAAGCAGAAGAGCAACGGUAUCAGCAAUUAAUGCAACAACAAUUAGCACAACAAAAAGCUGUAGAGGCAGUACAAGAAGCAGCAGCGGCAGAUUCGUCCAAACGUUUACAAUUUAAAUGGGCAGAGAAAGCUACAUCUUCUAAUAAACCUCUUCAAGUAAAAAGUCUUACACAAAUUCAACAAGAGGAGCAAGAACGCAUUGCUAAGCAACAAGAAAAAGAAAGACAGGAAAAAGUAGGACAAAAAGAGUCGACUAGUGUCCUUCCUAAUGCCGGUAUAUGGGGCACAGCUUCACAAUGUCUAAAUUGGACUAAUUCGAGUUCAUCUAGUAAUAGUCAAGCUUGGUCAACUAAUACUAAUACUAAUACUAAUACUAAUACUAGCGGUUUUUGGGAUGAUCCUACAACUACACAAAGAUCGUCUCUUACUAUUAAACAGACGACAAAACCAGCAACAACAAAAUCUACUUCUAAUCAACAGCCUCAACAACAACAACAACAGCAACAACAGAAUAAUAAAUCAACUAAAAAUAAAGUAAAAAAGGAAGAAGAAUUAGUAAAAAAAUUAUUCGAACAAAACACUGCCAAGCUUGACGAUUUUACACAAUGGUGCAACAAGGCUUUGAGCGGUAUACAAGCUUCUGUUGACAUACCUACAUUUGUUGGGUUUUUACGGGAUAUUGAAUCACCAUACGAAGUAAAAGAAUAUAUACGUGUGUACCUUGGGGAUAAUAAACAAAGUACAGAAUUUGCAAAGCAAUUUUUAGAAAAGAGAAGUAAGUGGCGUUCGGCACAGAGACCUCAAGCGCAGGUAGAUAAUUUGUGUAAACCUGCACCAGCCGUAAACCCAAAUGCUCCUACCGAAUUCCAGGAAGUUAAGGGAAAAUCUAAGAAACCCAAGAAAGGAAAAAUGUUUAAAGUAGACAAUAGAAUUCUUGGCUUUAGCGUAACUGCGGCACCUGAUCGUAUAAAUGUGGGAGAUCGCGAUUAUGGAGAAGACGUUUAAGCGCAUUCCGUGCAAUUAUAACUACAAUUGAGGAAAUUGUGCAACGCUCGAUUCAUCAAAUGGUUCGUUAUUUAUUUAUUGUAGGUCAUACUAAAGGUUUGAAAGAUUCUAUUGUGAAUAUAAUAACAAAUUUAUAAAACACAAACAAUUUUUUUCUCGUCAAAUAGAAUCAUCUACUAAAAUAA
This is a messenger RNA of Polistes dominula (European paper wasp), 4500 nucleotides long. RefSeq names its product GIGYF family protein Gyf. NCBI's taxonomy places the organism in Eukaryota, Metazoa, Arthropoda, Insecta, Hymenoptera, Vespidae. Gene Ontology annotation, molecular function: protein binding. The record is from RefSeq and is a predicted model, not a curated record. Gene Ontology annotation, cellular component: cytosol.